Olea europaea var. sylvestris is the source of this 4391-nucleotide messenger RNA. RefSeq names its product protein OBERON 4-like. Lineage: Eukaryota; Viridiplantae; Streptophyta; Magnoliopsida; Lamiales; Oleaceae. The record is from RefSeq and is a predicted model, not a curated record. The transcript is spliced from 2 exons. Bases 652 to 4137 code for a protein of 1161 amino acids. Gene Ontology annotation, cellular component: nucleus.
GUGCAGUGCGCCCCCUUCCUACCAUCUUCCAAAAUCCUUGACCUGCCUGUGCGCUCUACGCACUUUGCGUAUCCUACUCUCUCUUUCUAACCCCUGAACCCAGCUGUUAAAUCUCCGUUGACUACGAAUAAAACCACCCACCUAUCGAUACACCCGUGGAUAAAUUUUAUAUAAAUCGGGAUUUUUUCUCCGCUGAGAUUUUAGGGCGUGGGUAUCAGGUAAUUUCUCAAAAGGGUCCUUGAAUCUGCCUUUGGUGGUAUUGAAAGCCUACAAAUUGGGAAGUUUAGGUUUUCAAAAUUAGGGUUACAAAGCUCAGAUUUGCUGUAUUUUCUAAGUUUUGUUGGUGGUGUUAAAAAGUUUGGCACAUAUGGACCGUAGGGUUUUAGCUCACUCAGGAUUCCUGAUCUGGAGAUUGAAUGGAAUGCAUGACUGAGAUUAGCAGUUUCUCCUAUUCAUUCAGAUUUGGGCGUUGAAGGUUUUUUCUUUGAUUUUCUUAAUUUGAUGCGUUACCGUUUUAGUUGCAUUUCUAUGAAUAAUGGGCAGUUGUAACAGUAGUUUGUGAAAAUUGUGCAAAAAUCAUAUUUUUGGAAAAUUUGUUUGAUGUUCUGUAUACUGGCCGUGUGAAGUUAGUUAUUUUUGAAGUUUAAAAUUAUGAAGAGAUUGAAGUCAAGUGAUGAUCUUGACUCAUAUGGGGAGAAAGGUGUUAUUAAAGAUUGGGGAAGAAGGGAGGAGGAUCCUGGUUUGCACCGGUCAUCUUCUCACAGGAGCUCUUACUACAAAUCUUCUGAGAGUGGGAGAAAGGGGCUGUCGUCAUCAUCAUCUAGGUAUGAUCGGUUAGAAGAUGAUCGGGACAGUUCAAGAUCGGUCAGAAAAUGUUCAGAUUAUGACAUGGAUUGUUAUGAUAGAAGGAAGAGCUAUGAUCGGCAUAGAGAGGGGAAUGAGAGAGGGAUUCUAAGUUCUUCGCCUCGGGUUGGGUAUGGCAAGGAUCGGAUUCAUCGAUCCGAAAGCUUUUCAGGGCCUAGGAGGGAGUUUCCAAAAGGGUUUAGGUCAGAGAGUAAAAGGUUAAGGAGGGAGGGGAGUGUUUCAUCAUGGCGAAGAUUUAGUGGAGGGAAAGAUGGAGAUGAUGGAAACAGAAGUAGUGGUAGUGAGUUAGCUAGAGGAAAUAGAGUGGAGUUAGAGGAUGUUGGUAAGGUGAAAUCCCCCCAGGGACCAAGAGAUGCAAAGUCUCCUGCUUGGUCAAAGGAUUCUGUCAGCGAUCAGUCCAAGAGUUUUGAAGUCAAAAGAAGUGAAGAUUUGCCUGUGGAUAGUGGCGCCCCUAGCAGUGAGAGGGAAGAGGGGGAGCUGGAACCCGACCCUCAACCUGCGCUUUCUCCUAAGCAAGCUGCUGGUAAAUUGAACUCCUCUCGGAUGGAGCUCCAUCAUGAACUUCACAUUCAGGAAAAAGAUUUGCAGCAAAAAGAAAAUUCCUCACCUUUAGAAACGGGAGAUAUGAGUAAAGUGGGUAGUCAUGAGGAGCCAGCAGAAGUUGGAACAUUGGAAGAUGUUCAAGACAUAACAAACAAUGUUAAUGAGUUGCCGGACGGGAAGGACAGUUCACUCCUUGGGAUAAGUGGAAGUGGAGAUGAAAAUGAGGCCUCGGGAGAUAAUGGUGGAGGUAAUGAUGAAGAAGAGGCUAGAAGAGGAAUCUAUGAUAUGGAGGAUGCAGACACUACAUUUUCUGAAGAGCCAACAACUGUACAAAAGGAACAAGGGGAAGACAAAGGUACCGAUCUUGAUGUUCAGGCAGCUAAUACUGAUGUGCCAAAAGUAAACAAGGGAUUUGCUGAAGAAACUGCAGUGCCCUUGAUAGAGGAGAUAGCCCAAAAUUUGAAGGAUAAAGGCAAAAGCAUUGCUGUCUCGCCCUCAAAUGGUACUCAUAUAUUGGAAACUGGUUUGGAGGUUGAAAACAAAACAAGGGGCCUCACAACAUUUGAAGACGCUGGUUUUGAAGGACCGAUUACUAGAGGAUUUGAAUUCUUCUCCAAUGAUCCAGUUAAGAAGCAUGAGAAAGUCGAGCUAUCACCUCAGAACACGCAUAAAGAUGAAAAACUUGCUCUUGACCUUUCUCUUAGCUUGCCAAAUGUUUUAUUACCUAUUGGUGCCCAAAAUAGAGGCCAGGAUCCUGGUUCUCCUAGUCAUGCAAGGAGUGCUCAGUCCUUUCCUAGCACAUUUCACACAAAUUCUGAUGGAUUUACUGCAUCUAUGUCUUUUUCGGGUUCUCAGCAGUUCACUCACAACCCUAGCUGUUCCCUGACCUAUGAUGCAUAUGAUUAUGAGAAAUCUGUUGGUAGUCGGCCAAUAUUUCAGGGAGUAGAUUGGAAAGCUCUGUCUUCAGAUGACCAGAAGAACAAAGAAGUUCCAAUCUAUCAAGGCACUUCUAUAGGAAAUAGCUUGCACCAUCAAUCUCAAGCUUCUCAAGGAAAUUCAAGUGGACAACCUGUGUUACAACAUCUAAGAACUGUAGAGGGAAGCUCAAAAUUACCCAUUAGCCUAGAUAGGCAAUUAAGUGUUAAUAAACAUAUACGUGGAGCACAAUCUCAGCAAAUAAAUGAUAUUAGAUCUCCUUCACAGAGUAUUGGAUCUCAUGAAAAUAGACCUGGAUAUAGCAAAGACAGGAGACCUGUGAUGAAAGAUAGAGAUAAUGCUAGUUCUCAUAGGAUCAGUAAUCCAGAGGGAAAAGAGCAAGCACUGGUGGUUGGACCUGACUUUGCUGAGUCAAUUGUUACUAUGAUAGUCGCUGAACCUCUUCAUACGAUGGCCAUUAGGUUUAAUGAAAUGACUGAACAACACGUGACAUGUGUGAAGGAUUAUGUUCGUGAAAUCAUUUUAAGUCCAGGUAAGCAGUGGCAGCUGAGUGCUUUGCAGAAAGCACUGAGAAACAGACAAGAUAGCACCCUGGACAUGCUAGUGAAGUCGCAUGUUAGUCAAUUGGAAAUCUUGGUGGCUCUGAAAACCGGUCUCCAGGAAUUUCUUCAUCCAAAUUGCAAUGUACCAUCUUCUGAUUUGGCCGAGAUAUUUCUAAAUUUAAGGUGUAGGAAUCUUACAUGCCGGAGUCUUUUGCCUGUGGAUGAAUGUGAUUGCAAAAUUUGCGCGCAGAAGAAUGGUUUUUGCAGGGAGUGCAUGUGUCUUGUGUGUUCGAAGUUUGACAUGGCAUCAAACACAUGCAGUUGGGUUGGAUGCGAUGUAUGUCUACAUUGGUGUCAUGCCGAUUGUGGAUUACGGGAAUCCUAUAUCAGAAAUGGGCGUUGCGCAUCGGGUGCUCAAGGCACUACAGAAAUGCAAUUUCACUGUGUUGCCUGUGAUCAUCCUUCUGAGAUGUUUGGCUUUGUGAAGGAAGUUUUCCAGAACUAUGUCAAAGAAUGGACAGCAGAAACACUUACCAGAGAACUUGAAUAUGUGAGAAGAAUAUUCUCUGCCAGUGAGGAUAUUAGAGGGAAACAACUGCAUGAGAUUGCCAGUCAGAUGCUGUCUAAAUUGGCAAAUAGAGCCUACCUUCAAGAGGUGCGGAAUCAUAUUCUGAGUUUCCUCAAUGAAUCCGAUUUUUUGAAGCUGGGCUUUGUUCCUACCGAAUCCAAGAAAGAUUUACCAACAACAAAUAAAGAAGGCAGUAAUGGUAUUGCUGGGUCCAGCCAAGGACCCAUGUGGCUAAAGUCCGUUUCUUCAGACAAGGCGCCCCGUUUGGAAAAAUCUGUUGGUUUACUUUCCAGCUUUGAUGACAAGAGGGAUGAUAAAUACAAAAUGAACAUGGAUUUACGAAUUGGGAAAGAACCCGUUUAUGACGAAUUGGAGAGCAUCGUGAGAAUUAAGCAAGCAGAAGCCAAGAUGUUUCAAGCACGUGCUGAUGAUGCAAGAAGAGAAGCUGAAGCUUUAAACCGCAUUGCAAUCACAAAAAAUGAAAGGAUUGAAGAAGAAUAUACAACCCGAAUUGCAAAAUUGCGAUUGGCUGAGGCAGACGAGAUGCAUAAACAGAAAGUGGAAGAGCUCCAGGGUCUUGAAAGAGCAUAUCAGGAAUACUUCAAUAUGAAAAUGAGGAUGGAAGCAGAUAUCAAAGACCUUUUGCUGAAAAUGGAAGCUACACGAAGGAACCUCACAAUGUGAUGUAAUGCAUAAUGGAGUAUUUUCUUAGUUAAAUUCUCUGGGCUUUUUGGCCCUUGCUGUAAUUGUAGUCCUCCGCUUAUUAUCUUAUUGUUAGUUGAUUUGUAGGUGACUUCCAGUUUCACUAUCCAAGUGCUAACCAGAUUAUGUGCAAAAGUUGCCAAUCUCUUAAGUUUUUCAAAGAACUCGUAAAUAUGGGCAGGGUUCGGAUGAAGAAAUUAGAGACCCGAGUUUUCAUCGGCGGACUAUUGUGGUUG